AUAAAUUACGCUUGCCAAGCGUGGCCUAUUAUAUUGGAAAGAACACGAGUCUGGUUUACAAUGGCAUGGACUUUCUAUGCAUAGUUGGUCUGAUCAGGGAGUUGUUAUUUAGAACAACUCCCUGAUCUGAUAUUAGCCAAUCACCAACAGCCUUUCUGUUAACACUGAAAUGACUGGAUGUGAUGCUGAGGAAAAACUUUUUUUUUUCUGGAGCCAGCGAAAAAACCUUAACAGACGUUCAAUUACUGUUAUGGGAAGCGCCAGAGAUUAAAUUUUCUUUCAACCGGAACUCCAACUCAAACCUAUAUCGCGCCUUUACUGUCAAGAGUAAAACACCCAGAGAUGAGAGACCAGAGUGAGUACUCAUAAAUAGUUUUAGUCCGUUAUUUAUGUGACUAAGCUAAGACCGUUUCAAUUGGAUAAAUAGUCACUGCGUCAUUAUAUAUGAAUAAGGCUAUAUACCCGGGAUUUUAGAGGACCAAUAAGACAAAAACUGGUUUUCCAUCUCCUUUCAUGUAGUGGACACUAAAUAUAUCUGAGGGCAUUUUGUAUACCACCACUGGUGAUCUGCUUUAACAGUUUUAACUGAUUCCAGUCGAACAAUACACGAAUCAUUUGAAUGAAAGAAACGUCAACAUCCGUUGUGAAGAAACAUCGUUUCUUUUUAAUUUUCUGUCGAACCACAAUUUUACUCACAGUGGAAUUUUCAAAAAGGAAGUGACAAAAUGAUGGCUUCCAACAAGCCAGUGCUUUUGUUUGUGAUUAUUUUUUCACUUGGAUUUUUUGAUAUACAACAAAGUACCUUGAAGGCAUAUGCUGAACCACCAAAUACAAUCGCUCACUACAACUCACCAGAAACCGUCAAAUUCUGUAGACAGCACUCAUGGCUCAACGAACGGCAGCGACGGCUUUGUCUUCUGCACCCAGACCUGAUACCAAGUGUGUUAGAAGGUGCUAUAUCAGCCAUAAUGGAAUGUAAGAGACAAUUUAAGAUGGAGCGGUGGAAUUGUCCAGCUAAUAAUAUUACAGCAGUUUUUGGAUCAACCAAAUUAUCCAUGAAAAACAAGGAGAUAGGCUACUUACAAGCAAUCACUUCCGCUGGGAUAAUGUAUGACAUCACAAAAGCCUGCGGUAGUGGAGAACUCAUGGAGUGCAGCUGUGACAACAGAAAACGCCAAGCAGGGAGCAACUUUACAUGGGGUGGGUGCUCAGAUAAUAUUAGGUAUGGGGAAUAUUUUGCAAAAGAUUUCAUCGAUGCAUCUGAGGAAGGACAGACAGCGUCCAGUCUAAUGACACUGCACAAUUAUGAGGCUGGUAGACAGGCCAUUAAAAAGAAUAUGGGAUUGAGAUGCAAAUGCCAUGGUGUGUCUGCAACAUGUACAUCAAGGAUUUGCUGGAAUUCAAUGCCAAAGUUACCAAAUAUUGGCAGUAUUUUAAAAGAACAAUAUGCCAAAGCACCCCAUGUCAAAUAUUCCAGUAAAAGGAGAAAAUUAAGGCCAAUUAAAAAGGGCUACAAGAAACCGACAACAGAAGAUAUCGUGUACUUAAAGGAGUCACCAAGUUAUUGUGAAGAAAACAAACGGCACGGCUCAAGUGGCACACAUGGACGUUAUUGUAAUCAAACUAGUUUAGGUAUUGAUGGUUGUAAGCUUCUUUGUUGUGACCGUGGGUAUCAAACUAUGGUACAGAAAGUACAAGAAAGUUGUCAUUGCCGUUUUCUGUGGUGUUGUAAAGUAGAGUGUGAGACAUGUGAAAGAGAACAAGAACUACAUAUCUGUAAUUAGACUUCCAUUCAUCCAAUAGAUAUGAGAAAUAACUAUUACAUCAAUUACUUCAUAAAUUUUACAGUAAUGUAUUAAUUUAAAGUUACCAGGUACUUAAAAACAUGAAAACAAAACAUUAACAGUAAAUAUGUAUUUCUGUGUGUUUAUGUUCUAUAUUUUUAAAUUAUUUUCUGAAAUUAAAAGACUGGAGGUGAAUAGUAUGAUGGAUGAUAUCAGUAUGAAGUGAUUAUUUAUAGCUACCUCUCAGAUAUAUAACAUCAUGCCUUUAUAAAAACCAUCAUGUGAUUAGUAAAAAGAUUAAUCAAAGACGUUUUAAAUAAAUUAUUAUUUUAAUAACAAAUUCACUUUAGAUUUGUGGCACUCGAGAAUAUUCAGUAUAUUUUAAACCAAAAGUGCACAAAGCAAUAAUAAACGUCAAAUCAAAAUAUCUAAUCAGAUCAAUCAGGUAGUAUUUGAGCCCUAUGAUUGGUGGGAAAGAAUUUGAUUUGAUCUAUUUUAUUAUAAAAUUCUUACAAAUUGCUUUUUAGGAAUUCUGUCUUAAAAUUAUUUACAAAAGUUUUACCAAUAGAGGGCAGUGUUAAAUAUAAAAUGCAUAGAGUUCUUAUAGGAACUCUAUAAAUGCAUCAAGUGGUUUUGAUUCAAGAUAUGGAAUACCAAGGGAAUAAUUUUUAUCAAUUAAGUUCACUAUCAAUAUGGAAAUGAUUGAAAAUAUGAAACCUUUGUAAGAGAAUAACUACAGCAGUUUAUGUAUAAUAGAAACUUACAAAUAUUUGCAAGAAUAUUUAAAAUGGUAUGAUGUGAUUUUGUAAAAUAUGUAUAUGGUUUUUUUUCUGUGUUCUUAUAUGGUUUUUUUUCUGUGUUCUUAAAAUACAAUAGAACCCCUCUUUUGGGGAACAUAACAUAGGCCCUUCAGUGGACACCCCUAUAAGGGGAUAUUAUUUCAUGAAACGAGGGUAAAUAUAGGGCAUAUCUUUUACACUACGGCCAAUCCAUUAAGGGACAGGGACACUUUCUGAGUGUGCCAUAUGGUCAAAUUAAUACAUAUUUAACCCCUAUUAAGGGGACACUUUUUUUAUUGUACAGGUAUCAAAACAAAUGGGAAAAAAAUCAUUCAAAAUAAUUUUUUAACACCUUUUGAGCAAUAAACUUGACAUGAAAUCUGAGUUUUUUCCUCUCAAUAUUUAGAAUGGGACUAGUGCAUAUUGUUACUCUACUUCAUAUAAAUACAAUCUUGUCAAUUUUAUCAUCCAUUAACCAUGGGCAUUUCAUGGUUAGCGUGUUUCUCCAGGCCUGUAUGCAGGGGGGGGGGGAGCGAAAAGCCCCCAAAUUACCAAAGGUCCACGUUUUCUAGGGUAGAAAAUUUAAAAAUAACCCCCCACCCACUAAAAAAAAGAAAUUUAUAUUUAAAUUUAAGUCUGCAUGUGCCAUCUUCAGUGCCAUAAUCAUAAAUUUUAGACCCUCAAUUUGUGAAAGUUCUUUCCUUUCCCCCUCUAUUUCAUUUGCCACUGACACUGGCGGAUUCAAGGAAGCCCAGUCCUCCAGUCCCCCCUCAAUUUUUCAAAAAAAAAAAAAAAAAUCAUAUUCAAAUUGUAUGAGAGUGAAAUUUCCAGCCAUUUGGAGGUGCCAUAAUAAUCAAUUUUCCUCCAUCAGUCCCAACCAUGGUGGGGCUGAGGUGGUAUUUCCUCCAUCUGUGAAAGUCUCUCUCUGGACCCUCUUCAAAUUCCUAGAUCCACCACUGAAAACCAUACACGCAUCUUUGAUUAAAUAAGACCUCCACCACCUCAAUCCCAGCCAUUUUGGUCCACUCUCUAUAAAUUCGCACCCACCCAAUAAAAAAACCUGCCUACAGGCCUGGUUUUUAUAUAGGAUUCUAAUAUUUGGCCAUUAACAUUGCACUUGAAUAAUGAAACAAUAUUGGAAACAUAUACAAAUUUUGUUGUUUUAAUUAUAUUUCUGUUGAUUUCAUAUCAUAAAUUAAUUGGUUUUCAAUUUAAAAUUAUUGUUAUAAAUUAGUUAAUUCAACUGUACUCAUUCUUAUGCCAAUUAAAUAAAAUUAUAAAGAAUCUAUGUCAUUAUUGUAUGCAAACAUGCCAAAAACUCCUAUUAAGGGGACAAUAUCAUGUUUUUGUGUAGUGUACCCAAAAUGAGGUACCCCUAUGCAGGGGACACCCCUAUUAAGGGGACACGUUUUUUGGUACCUAGGGGUUCUACUGUAGUCUGCUAUUGGUAGGCCAUUCAUAUUAAAUUUAAAAGGAAAAUAAUAAUUAUUAUUUUAGUAUAUUAAUGAUAAGGUGAACUGUUUAUUUGCCCUUUGUGUUUAUAAUUCAGGUUUGUAUAAAAAUAAUAUGUAUAAAAUUUACAGAGUUAUGAGAUUUUAUACAGUUAUUUCAAUAUUUAUUUUGUAUUAAUAGUGUCGCUGGUUUAAUGAAGCUAUUGGAAUGGAACAACUUACUAGAGAUAUGGUUUUUUUUUUUAUAUAUUAAUGGUAUUUUUUUGCAAAUGAUAUUGUUUAACAGUUGUUGUUCACUUUCAUUUCUGAAAUAGUUUAAAGUUAAACCAAGAGCCUGUGUAGUUUGUUAAUAUAAUUGUGAAAUUAUGAUUUUCAAAAUAAUUAGUAGAAGAGUAUACAUUUUAAACAUAAAUAAUGAUUUCAAUCACAUCAAUUUUGUGAACUGGUAAAUCUGAAAUUCAGUUUUGUUGCAUCUACUAAAUGAAGAAUGACCUCAAAUGAGGUUUAUAAGAUAUAGAAUAGAAUUGCAGAGUGUGAGAGGGAGCAGUGGCGGUGCCAGCGGGGGCAGGGGGCUUAGCCCCCUCCAUCGGCCAAAGCUCGUCGGGCAGUCGAACCAAAAGAAAACAAAAAAUAGGCCUAGUUUUCCCAUCCCAGCCAUUUCCGGCCAUCUAGAAGUUCCAAUUUUUUUUUAAAUCUUGUUUUGGGAGGGGGGACAUCCCCCUCCCAUAUCCACCCCCAGCUCAGGCCUUCUGCCCUCAGAUAAUGCUGCGCACUAUAGUUACACCCAU
Anneissia japonica is the source of this 4802-nucleotide messenger RNA. RefSeq names its product protein Wnt-1-like. NCBI's taxonomy places the organism in Eukaryota, Metazoa, Echinodermata, Crinoidea, Comatulida, Comatulidae. The record is from RefSeq and is a predicted model, not a curated record. Bases 726 to 1784 code for a protein of 352 amino acids. The transcript has 4 exons. Gene Ontology annotation, cellular component: extracellular region. Gene Ontology annotation, biological process: cell fate commitment; neuron differentiation; multicellular organism development. Gene Ontology annotation, molecular function: cytokine activity; frizzled binding.